Quercus robur (English oak) is the source of this 1465-nucleotide messenger RNA. RefSeq lists its product as uncharacterized. The transcript is spliced from 5 exons. Gene Ontology annotation, molecular function: quinone reductase (NADPH) activity. Gene Ontology annotation, biological process: cellular response to oxidative stress. The coding region runs from base 1 to 1188 and encodes 395 amino acids. NCBI's taxonomy places the organism in Eukaryota, Viridiplantae, Streptophyta, Magnoliopsida, Fagales, Fagaceae. The record is from RefSeq and is a predicted model, not a curated record. Gene Ontology annotation, cellular component: cytoplasm; cytosol.
AUGGGAUUACUAUUAAGACCAGGAAUUCAUCAGUCCCAGUGCCACCAGUUCCACCGCCUAUUACCGGUACUUAUAAAACCAAAAAUUUCCCAUCUCCAUUUCCAUCAAAAUCCAAACCCACUACCAUUUACACCUACACGUACCAGAAGAGUAUCGCAAACAGUGCGAGCACUUGCAGAAGCAGCACCCAAAAAAAUGGUCAAAGCUAUUAGAGUUCACGAACUUGGUGGUCCGGAAGUCCUCAAAUGGGAAGAUGUGGAAUUAGAAGAACCAAAGGAAGGCGAGAUUCGUGUCAAAAAUAAGGCCGUUGGCCUUAAUUUUAUCGAUGUUUAUUUCCGCAAAGGAGUUUAUUUCCGCAAAGGAGUUUAUAAGACCCCCACAUUGCCCUAUACCCCUGGUAUGGAGGCUGCUGGGGUGGUGACAGCUGUGGGUCCUGGACUAACUGACAGGCAAGUUGGAGACCUUGUAGCUUAUGCUGGUGAUCCAAUGGGCUCAUAUGCUGAAGAGCAGAUUCUUCCUGCAAACAAAGUUGUGCCUGUUCCUCCCUCUAUUGAUCCUAUCAUUGCAGCAUCCGUCAUCCUCAAGGGUAUGACAGCUCAAUUUUUACUCCGCCGUUGCUUCAAGGUGGAACCUGGACACACAAUCCUUGUUCAUGCAGCAGCUGGUGGAGUUGGUUCUCUAUUAAGCCAGUGGGCUAAUGCCCUAGGUGCCAUCGUCAUUGGAACUGUCUCAACGAAAGAGAAGGCAGUUCAAGCCAAGGAUGAUGGAUGCCACCAUGUUAUAAUCUAUAAGGAAGAGGAUUUUGUUGCUCGUGUCAAUGAGAUAACAUCAGGCAAUGGGGUUGAUGUUGUCUAUGAUGCUGUAGGAAAAGAUACCUUCCAGGGAUCAUUGGCAUGCUUAAAGCCUCGUGGGUAUAUGGUGAAUUUUGGUCAGUCAUCAGGUACACCAGAUCCACUUCCAUUGUCAGCUCUUUCUGCGAAAUCCCUGUUCUUGACCAGGCCUUCCCUCAUGCAAUACACUGCAACUCAGGAUGAGCUACUGGCAACUGCUGGGGAGGUAUUUGCUAAUGUCGAAUCUGGUAUCUUGCGAGUUCGAGUAAAUCAUACCUACCCGUUGUCUCAGGCGGCCCAGGCACAUGCAGACCUUGAAAGUAGGAAGAUUACUGGAUCCGUUGUGCUGAUACCAUAAGGUAUCAUUCGGUAAGUCCUUCCCAUUAUCCAUUUGAAAUUCCUUGUAAUCUGUGUGGAACGAAAUAAAUGUCUUCUAGAUCUAGAUAUGGCUGGGUAGCCGAAUGUAAAUUAAUGUUUUGAAACUAGUCAUCAAGAGUACCAUUGUGACAGGAAUAAAUGGAUUUGAACUGUAUCUUCCGUUUUCUCAGAAUUUAUAAUUUCUUUUACUUUUGUAUAUGUCUGAAUUUUGUAUAUAUUUAAAUAUUGUUUAAGCGAUUAAAUUUACCAUUUCUUAA